Messenger RNA from Mastomys coucha (southern multimammate mouse), 762 nucleotides. RefSeq names its product late cornified envelope protein 1A-like. The coding region runs from base 119 to 544 and encodes 141 amino acids. NCBI's taxonomy places the organism in Eukaryota, Metazoa, Chordata, Mammalia, Rodentia, Muridae. The record is from RefSeq and is a predicted model, not a curated record. Gene Ontology annotation, biological process: epidermis development. The transcript has 2 exons.
AGAGUCUGGGAUCAGAAUAAAAGGACCGAUGGACAUCGCAUUUCCAUCCACUCACUGGCUGAGAUACCCACAGAUCUUGUGUUACCCUUCAUCUUGUUCCUGAAGACCCACAGCUGAGAUGUCCUGCCAGCAGAGCCAGCAGCAGUGCCAGCCCCCUCCCAAGUGCACCCCCAAGUGCCCUCCCAAGUGCCAAACCCCAAAGUGUCCUCCAAAGUGCCCUCCUAAAUGUCCUCCCAAGUGCCCCCCUGUGUCUUCCUGCUGUAGCCUGGGCUCAGGGGGUUGCUGCAGCUCCAGCUCUGGAGGCUGCUGCAGCUCUGGGGGUGGAAGCUGCUGCCUGAGCCACCACAAACCCCGCAGAUCCUUCCGUCGCCAUCGCCACAGCUCUGGAUGUUGUAGCAGUGGUGGCAGCAGUGGCUGCUGUGGCAGCAGUGGUGGCAGCAGUGGCUGCUGUGGCAGCAGUGGUGGCAGCAGUGGCUGCUGUGGCAGCAGUGGUGGCAGCAGUGGCUGCUGUGGAAGUAGCCAGCAGUCUGGGGACUGCUGCUGACCUGGCUGAUGAAGACUUCAGACAAAGGGUGCAGGAGGAUCACAUCACAUGCUCAGAAGACCCUCCCCCAAAUGCUUCAUGCUCUCUCCUCCUGCUUCCCUCCUUGCCCUGCCCUCUGAGAUGCUGAAAUUUCCAGGGAAAUGUUCUGCAUUCUAUUUCAGAGAUGACAAUGCCUCUUUGCAUCUUUGUUACAAAUAAAAAAAGCCUUGAGAACCAUU